Molecule: messenger RNA, 967 nt
Organism: Python bivittatus (Burmese python)
Lineage: Eukaryota; Metazoa; Chordata; Lepidosauria; Squamata; Pythonidae
Source: RefSeq, a predicted model, not a curated record
UGAUGCCGUGACCACCCUCUCGUGGUGCCUGGAGGCUGUGAGGGUCACGUUUUUUUCAUGGCGCAAUGAUGAAGUGAUGGGAGCUCGUUUGUUCAUAAACGUCUGCAAGUACAGACUUAGGAUGAGGAAAAGAUGGGGAAGGUCAGGCAAGAAUAACCCAUCUUUACUCUAAUUUACACUGGUUUUUUUUUCCUAGCAGGGAGGAGCCUGUUAGGAGCACUUACAGACUCAAGUAAAGAACACUUCCUGUAAUUAAUUGGGGAAAACUAAUCUGAUUGUUUCUGCCCAUUAUAAAGGAUCCAUAAUGGAAGUGCUUUCAUCCUGGGCCCCAGCUGUGGGUUUCACCAUCUUGCCUAAUAUAGGAGGUCUUUGGGGAGCACCAAUAGUCAGGAGAGAAAUGGCUUGGUAUAGAUCCCUGAAACUGCCAUCCUGGCGUCCACCAAACUGGGUGUUUGGACCCGUGUGGGGAAUUUUGUAUACAGCGAUGGGAUACGGAUCUUACCUGGUGUGGAAGGAGUCAGGAGGUUUCAAUGAAAGGUCCUUUGUUCCACUUGGACUGUAUGCAGGGCAGUUAGCCUUAAACUGGUCGUGGACUCCCAUCUUUUUUGGACAACACAGAAUAGGACUAGGACUAGUCAUUCUGUUACUCACCACAGGAGCAGCGAUAGCUACAACGGUGGCUUGGUAUCCUGUCAGUAAAACAGCAGCAUGUUUGAUGAUUCCAUACAUAGGCUGGUUAGCAUUUGCCUCCCUGCUCAAUUACUGCAUCUGGAAGGAUAAUCGUGAUAAGAAACAUCAGGGAUAGAUUUUUUAAAAAAAUAAAUACAAUUACAGUUCCACUGUAAUUGUAUUUAACUGCAGUUACAAUUGCAAUUCCACUAUCCUUAUCCAUAGUAGAUCAUGUUAAUAGAGAUUCAUGAAAUAAAAUAAAGUGAAGCUGAGCAAUUAAACUGUUACUAGAAAUGUG